Messenger RNA from Phytophthora nicotianae INRA-310, 1501 nucleotides. RefSeq lists its product as hypothetical. Gene Ontology annotation, cellular component: clathrin adaptor complex. The coding region runs from base 1 to 1335 and encodes 444 amino acids. The record is from RefSeq and is a predicted model, not a curated record. NCBI's taxonomy places the organism in Eukaryota, Oomycota, Peronosporomycetes, Peronosporales, Peronosporaceae. Gene Ontology annotation, biological process: vesicle-mediated transport; intracellular protein transport. The transcript has 8 exons.
AUGGCCACAGGGUCCGUGAUGCGGCCUAGCAACUUUCGCCACGACAAGCGUGGAGCUCAGGUGGUGGAGAUACGUCGAGAGGAAUAUGAACGCACCAAGCGUUCCAUCCUCAAGAAGAUUCGCCGUCGUUUGGUAAUCCUCGGAGUGAUCAUUGGUCUCCUUUCGAUCGUCGCUUUCAUUCUCGGUGGAGUCAUUCGUGGCUAUUACUCGAACAUCGUCAAAUUCCACCGAGUAUCGGGCCAUGUGACUUUGGCCAACUUGUAUUUCAUCUACGCGGCGAUCUCGUUAACUUUCAGUUUUCACGGGUUCUACGUCGAUGGCAAGUGGCGCAAGAUGCAACAAGACGGAAAUCACUUGAUCAUGCACGUGCGUACAUUUUUCAUUCUCGGGGUCGGGUCAUGGGCGAUAGCUUUAUGGCUGGGCAUUGCGACGUUAUCGGCGUUCGGGUUGGUGGAGGUGCAGUACAUCACGUCGUCCAAUGUUAAUAUCAUUUACCUCACGACACUUACCAUGGUCACCGUGCAUCUCGUUACGUCGCCUUGGCUACUGCGUACAAUCCACCGCAAGGGAUCCCAGGCUGAUGAAUUCUUUGGGGCGGAGUUCCUGUCCGAUAUCCGUCGUCCUCAGAAGAAAAAUGGUGACUACGACGACGAAGCAAGUUACUCGGACGAAGACGAAAAGGACAUCCGUGCAUCCGCUGUCCAGCCUGUCAAUGCUUCUCCUCGAGAGCAGCGAGCAGUAUCUCAGCGAAGACUUCGACGGCAAGACAGCACCAAACCUGGCCCGAACACUCACACCAUGUCUCAGCUGCAAUUGGCAAUGGAAGGAGGUGAUGACGAGGCACGUUCAGCACGUCGACAGCUAAGUGCACGUCCUGCUUCCCCUCGAAUCUCGGCCAGAGCGACGAAUACUGUCGUGGAAACAUCUCCGUCCUUAGAGCAGGGAUACCAGCAAAUUCCAUUUGCUUCCCCAGUCUUUCUAAUGAGCCCGGAUGCUAACCUACCUGCGUCUGACUUCUGGCAGCUGUGGAAGCAAACUGAGACCACUGGAGCCUUUUCGUGUACAUUUGCGAAUCAACCAUCUCGAACCGACUUGGAGCGACAUUUAGGAGCACACGGUUUCCAUGUCGUAGCUGCAGAGCAGAAGGACAGUGUGCUGCAAGUGUAUUUCUACGGAUCACAGUACGGCACCGACACAUUCUUCUUGUGCGAAUUUGUGCUUCUCUUCGCACGCAGGUUCUUCCAGGCCACGUUCAAAUGCAGGGAACGAGAAGCGGCUUCCGACUUUGUCACAAGGUUCAAUCUCCAGGAUUUACUGGUUGUCGAGGGUGAGUGAGCUAUAACGGAGCAACAAAGAGUUUAUAUACACCACAUUACCUGAUGAUUAUAACCGUGACUCAUCAAUAGCUUCAACUUGAGUGACUGAAGGUGAGUCAUCACCAGACCACCGAGAUCGGGAUUGCAGAGUGUUUUGUACAUAUACACGUACUUGUGUUCCAUCC